GCGGGUUCCACCAUCUUAAUCUUGUUCCUUUAUUUCUCUUCUUUUCCUGUAAACCGCCAGCCUAAUAUACCAGCCUGGAAAGAGCUGUGGAGCAAAUUGCAAAAAGCUUCCAGCUUUCUCAUGACGGUGUUACCCCAUUCUACUCAUUUUCUCACUACGUUCCAAAUGAGGUAACAAAAGCUACUUCAGAAUCAAGCUAACUUGCUCCAAAUUCCUAUCGCUCAAUUCGAAACCCAAAACCCUAGUUUCUGUUUAAGCAAAAUCUUCUUUAGUUUAACUAAGCUACUGGUUUCAACAUUGCUUCUAAUAGAUCCCUGGGGUUCUUUACUUUUCAUGGUAUUGAACUUUACCUUCUUCCUUUCUUUGAUUUUCAGCUAUAGACACAGCAGUACAGCACCGCAUUGCUUUUUUUUUUUUGCUUGAAUCUGGAAUCUUUAAGUUUACUUGACAACUAAUUUGGGAAUUUAUAGACUAUGAUGUCCAAGAACACGUGUUUGUUGAGGUGGGUUGCUUGAUUCUUCUAUAUUCAAUCUUAUUGAUUAUUGAUAUUUGAUAGCUACUUGAUUGCCUCAUGAUUGGAUCUUCAAGUUUAAAUUAUUAUAAAUUUGGGGAUUGAAUCUUUUAAGUUCAAAUUAUUACCAAUUUGGUGAUUUAAAUACUCAGAUUCUUCAAAAAAUGAGUUUCCUGACGUGGGUUUCUCUAGUUCUCGCGUUUGUUCUAUCUACAUAUGUUCAUCAAUCAUCUGCUUCAUUCAGCCCUGUGGAUCGCUACUUAAUCGCUUGUGGUUCUUCCCAAAACGUAACUUUUCUUGGUCAGACUUAUGUUCCUGAUUCAGACGAAUCAUCAAUGAUCACUCUGAAUAGCCACCAGAAUUCAAACACACUCCAUUCCAAUUCCACCGUUCCAUUACCCAUCCACCAAUCGGCCAGAUUGUUCACCACCACAUCCUCUUACAAAUUCGACAUCAAGAAACAGGGUCGGCAUUGGGUUCGUCUAUACUUUUACCCAAUUCCAUCUCACAACCUCACAUCGUCUUCGUUCAGUGUAGUCACCCAAAACUUCGUGCUCUUAAACAAUUACAGUUUCAAAAGCUACAAAGGUUCUAGUCAUCUCUUUAGAGAAUACUCGAUCAACGUGACUUCCGAUACAUUGCUUCUCAAUUUCGUCCCUUCAAACAACUCGGUCGCAUUCAUUAAUGCAAUUGAAGUUAUCUCCAUCCCUGACAAUAUGAUCCCCGACGAGGCUACAUUCGUGUUCCCAUCUGCCACAAUUAGCGGUCUAUCAGAUCGCGCCUUUGAAACUGUGCAUCGUUUGAAUAUGGGUGGCCCGAAAUUAACUCCUAAAAAUGAUACAUUAGGAAGAACAUGGGAAAACGAUAACAAGUAUCUCCAUGUGAAUGGUUCUGCUGCAAAUGUCUCGAUCAGCCCAUCGAUGAUAAAAUACACCGAGAGUGUCACACCAGAAAUCGCACCGAAUUGGGUUUACGCAACCGCUCAAACAAUGGGAGAUGCCAACGUCGCCAAUUUGGAUUUCAACAUCACUUGGGUUCUUCCUGUGGAUCCAGAUUUCACUUACUUUGUGCGUUUACAUUUUUGCGAUAUUGUGAGCACCUCGCUGUAUACCCUCGUGUUCAAUUUGUAUAUAAACUCCGAGACUGCUUUUACUGAUCUUGAUUUAUCGAGCUUAACUGGUAACCUCGAUGUCCCUGCUUACAAAGAUUUUAUAUGCAAUUCGUCUGGUGACCAGAGUACUCUGACUAUUAGCAUUGGACCGGAUCUAGUUGCUGAAGAUACAAACGUGCUUUUGAAUGGUCUUGAAAUCUUGAAAAUUAGCAAUGAAGCUAGAAGCUUAGACGGGGUUAAUUCGGUUGAGAAUCUUGUUGUGUUUCCGAAAAAGAACAAGAAGACAGGUGUCAUUGUGGGAUUAAUUGUUGGGGUUUCAGCUGUUAUAAUUCUACUCGGUGUUUGCUUUUGUUGUGUGGUGGCCCGAAGGUCGAAAAUGAGCCACCCGAAGCCUUCAUGGCUCCCUCUUCCAUUACACGGAAACUCACUCACAAUGACAAAGAUGUCAACCGCGUCUCAAAAAAGCGCAACCGCAAGUUGCAUUUCAUUAGCUUCGUGCAAUCUUGGAAGAAACUUUACUUUUCAAGAAAUCAUGGAUGCCACAAACAAAUUUGAUGAAAAUUUGCUUCUUGGAGUGGGUGGUUUUGGUAGGGUUUACAAGGGUACAAUGGAAGAUGGGACCAGUGUAGCUGUUAAAAGAGGAAACCCGCGAUCCGAACAAGGUCUCGCGGAAUUCCGAACCGAAAUCGAGAUGUUAUCGAAGCUUCGGCACCGUCAUCUCGUUUCCCUAAUCGGGUAUUGUGAUGAACGGUCCGAAAUGAUCCUUGUUUAUGAGUACAUGGCAAAUGGCCCCCUCAGGAGCCAUUUGUACGGUACAGAUCUCCCACCGUUGCCAUGGAAGCAACGGCUGGAGAUCUGUAUCGGAGCUGCUCGUGGUUUGCAUUAUCUCCACACGGGUGCAAACCAAAGCAUAAUUCACCGUGAUGUGAAAACAACAAACAUAUUGUUAGAUGAGAAUUUUGUAGCGAAAGUCGCGGAUUUCGGGCUCUCGAAAGCGGGCCCGUCUCUCGACCAAACCCAUGUCAGCACGGCUGUGAAGGGUAGUUUCGGGUAUUUAGAUCCCGAAUAUUUCAGACGACAACAGUUAACAGAAAAAUCUGAUGUUUAUUCUUUCGGGGUUGUUUUGAUGGAAGUUAUCUGUACAAGACCGGCUUUAAAUCCGGUUCUUCCGAGAGACCAAGUCAACAUUGCUGAGUGGGCGAUGACGUGGCAAAAGAAGGGAAUGUUGGAUCAAAUUAUGGAUGGGAAUCUUGUUGGGAAAGUGAACAUGUCUUCUUUGAAGAAAUUUGGUGAGACUGCUGAGAAGUGUUUGGCUGAAUAUGGAGUUGACAGGCCUUCCAUGGGAGAUGUUUUAUGGAACUUGGAGUAUGCUUUGCAGCUUGAAGAGACUUCAGCAGCUUUAAUGGAACCUGAAGAUAACAGCACAAAUCAUAUACAAGGGAUCCCAUUUACUCCCAUUGAGCCCUUUGAACACAGCACAAGUAUGAUCGAUGGGGCCCAGUCCUGCACAGAUGAAGAUGCCACAAGUGCUGUGUUUUCUCAACUCGUAAAUCCACGAGGAAGAUGAUCAAAAAUCAAAAUAUUAAAGUUUUUUGUUUUGAAUUUUGUUUGUUGUAGUAAUAAGAUUUGUUGUUUAUGCUAUUUGUAACCAUUUAUUCAGUGAUCGAUAUACAAAAUAUAUUAUAGGAUGAUA
Messenger RNA from Lactuca sativa (garden lettuce), 3315 nucleotides. RefSeq names its product protein kinase family protein (gene THE1). Lineage: Eukaryota; Viridiplantae; Streptophyta; Magnoliopsida; Asterales; Asteraceae. The record is from RefSeq and is a predicted model, not a curated record. Gene Ontology annotation, molecular function: ATP binding; transmembrane receptor protein tyrosine kinase activity; protein serine/threonine kinase activity. Gene Ontology annotation, biological process: protein phosphorylation.